UAAAUCCCCAACCCUUUCUUGUUUCGGCAAAUCCGUUGCCCCUUACCCCCACCCCCCUGUGAUUCUUCCAAUUUACCCUAACCACAACCAUGGCGGACGACGAUCUCGCCACCGAGAGCGCGAAUUCGCCGGGAGGUGGCGCGAGCGGGAGGGUUCGCACGGGUCGACUCCCCGCCGAGCAAGGCGAGAGGAUCGCCGCGCUCGUCCGGGAACUGCGCGGCGGCCGCAACCACGUCGCCGUGGAGACCUCCACCGCGAGCUACGCGGGCCUGGACAGCGGCAGCGCGGCUCACGACGCCGCCGCGCUCGUCCGGGAACUGCGCGGCGGCCGCAACGACGUCGCCGUCGAGUCCUACGCCGCGAGCUACGCGGGUCUGGACAGCGGGACCGCGGCUCACGACGCCACCGCGCUCGUCCGGGAACUGCGCAGCGGCCGCAACGACGUCGCCGUCGAGGCCUCCGCCGCGAGCUACGCGGGUCUGGACAGCAGCACCGCGGCUCACGACGCCGUGGUCGGAACCCCCGUGGCAAUCGUCUCCGCUGCGACACCUAGCGUCGCGAACUGUGACGUUCCCGUCGGCGGCCAGAAGGACGCCGAGCAGGCUCAGGGAGCUGGCGCGAGCGGGAGGAUGUGCACCCUCCCCGACCUACCGGACAGCGGGCUCCGUCGCGUGGCGGAUCGACUUCCCGCCGAGGAAGGCGAGAGGUUCGCCGCGCUCGUCCGCGAAUUGCGCGGCGGCCCCAACCACGUCGCCGUGGAGUUCUCCGCCGCCACCUACGCGUGGCUGUACAACAGAACCGCGGCUCACGACGCCGUGGUCGGGAUCCCCACCGAGCACUACUCUGCUUCGCCCCCUGGCGUUUCCCGCUCCGCGGGGAAGGUCGCGCAAGACGUCCCCGGCAGCAAUUCGAAGGAGGACGAGGGGGACGGGAUAGAUCGGCUCAGCGAUCUCCCUAACGACAUCAUCUCCGACAUCGUUGCACGCCUCCCGCUCAAGGAGGCUGUUCGUACCCACGUUCUGUCAAGGCGCUGGCUCUCACUUCCGGCCUUGCCACCGCGCCGGUCGCUCGCCGAUGUCCUGUUUGCUGACAUGGAGCUCACCGACAGCGACGGCGACGAGGACGCCAUCACAAUCGGCGUUACUCUUGACCAGGCGGAUCGAUUCACUGAACUUCCCGAUCAUAUCAUCUGCUCGAUACUAUGCCGUGUGCCUCUGGUGGAUGCUAUCCGGACAUGUGUGCUUGGGAGGCGAUGGCGCGAGGUAUGGACAUGCUUACCUUGUCUCACUUUGGAUGACAUGGCCGUGGGAGAUGCGGGCGUGAUGAGGUUCCUCGAUUUUGUCGACGGAGUGCUGGCGAGAUCCACGGACAUGAAGAUACAGCGACUCAUCCUGAACGUAACCGACCCCGACAACGUCGACGGCGCCCGGCUCGCGGCAUGGAGUGCCCAAGCCGCGGAGAGCGUUAGAGGUCCGGUCUUCUUCAAGCUUGAUAUCAGCGCCGACUUCUUGCAAGGCGAGACAGUGUUUGAGAUGCCCAAUCAGGCACUAGCAGACUCUAUCACUGUCUUCAUAUCACAUCCGGAGGAGAUCGCUUUCAGGGUACGCCUCACCGCUAAUGGUCAGUUUGCUUCAUUGACUCGCCUGGUUCUCGUUGGGACAAGAUUCAAGGCUGAUGAUAAUGGGAGGUCGAUUAGUGACAUUGUGUCCAAGGACUGCCCAGUGCUCAACAGCCUUCGAUUGGAGGACGUCAGAGGUGUUUUCUUGCUUCACCUCGACUCAGCUUCCCUGAUAGACCUAAGAGCAGUGUUGGUGAGUGAUCUUACCGGAGUGGAGCUUACAACCCAAAGCCUCAACAGAAUCCAUUUUGCUUACUGCUUUGUUGGCAAAGAAGCCACAACACUAACGGUCUCUAAGCAUAACCUUAAGGAAGUGGUCUGGAAUGACACUUGGCCUGUUCACAGUCACUUUGGCGCAGUAGAGAUGCUGGAAAAGCUCAUGGUCUAUCGCCAGAACAACCCACAAAACCUGAAGAGGGUCAUUUCCCAGUUCAGUUUGACAAGUGUCAAGACACUUUGUGUUAGUGUUUCCACAGAUGAGGAUAUGCAGGAAGUGAAGACCGAGGUUCAGUCUAUGAGGAUACCGCGAUACUGUGUGCUUGUGAUUCAGCUGUCGGAGAAUGAAGAGGGCCAGUGAGGGUAGAUUCAACUGUCCGAGAAUUACAACUGACAUGCUAAGAGGGUCUGUCUUGAGAUGUUUGUACCCGGCGAACAAAACCCUGUCAGGGUUUCUGUAGAUAUGUUUCAGCACACUGUUUUCAUAGCAACAAUAGGAAAUGCAUUUGUUGGUAGGAAAUAACUGUUUUCGGGGAAGACAUGAAUUCAUUGCGUCUGUACCUCAAAGUGGUUCAGAUAUACACAACUGUUCUGUAUUUUGUUGGAAUCAUACUGUGAUGCAAAACCAAUGAAGCAGAUUGGAAUGAAACCAGAUUUUGCUGCUC
This is a messenger RNA of Sorghum bicolor (sorghum), 2499 nucleotides long. RefSeq lists its product as uncharacterized. Gene Ontology annotation, molecular function: protein binding. The transcript is spliced from 3 exons. Bases 90 to 2195 code for a protein of 701 amino acids. Lineage: Eukaryota; Viridiplantae; Streptophyta; Magnoliopsida; Poales; Poaceae. The record is from RefSeq and is a predicted model, not a curated record.